Limanda limanda (common dab) is the source of this 1032-nucleotide messenger RNA. RefSeq names its product seipin-like. Gene Ontology annotation, cellular component: endoplasmic reticulum membrane. Gene Ontology annotation, biological process: lipid droplet organization; lipid storage. The coding region runs from base 1 to 1032 and encodes 343 amino acids. NCBI's taxonomy places the organism in Eukaryota, Metazoa, Chordata, Actinopteri, Pleuronectiformes, Pleuronectidae. The transcript has 9 exons. The record is from RefSeq and is a predicted model, not a curated record.
AUGGAUCAAGAAAGUAGCUCGCGUACAGGAGAACCGACAGUCCUCAUUGGUCAGGCUCUCCUGAGGCUGCGGGAUGCUGUCGCCAUGAUAUCGGCACGUGUCCAGCAGAGAGCCGUACGGGGCUUUGUUUUGUUCUUGGUCAUCUCGCUGAUCCUGACCCUCGCUGCCUUCUUAUACGGGGGCUUCUACUACUCGUACAUGCCCGUGGCGUCUUUUUCCUCACCUGUUCACUAUUACUACAGGUCAGACUGUGAAUCUCCAAACUCUUUUUUGUGCACUUAUCCAGUGGCCAACAUCUCUCUGAUGAAGAACAAGAAACCUGUGCUGUCGUUGGGCCAGCCCUAUCAGAUCUCUUUGGCCCUGGAGAUGCCUGAGUCUCUAACCAAUCAGGAGCUGGGGAUGUUCAUGAUCAGGACGACCUGUUUCUCUCAGGCGGGAGGCCAGGUCGCCUCCUCUGCUCGCGAUGCAAGACAACCACUGUCCUCCUCCAGCACUCGCUUCAGCAUGCUGCGAUACCGCUCAGAGCUGCUGAAGACGUUCAGAACGCUGCUGUUCCUCCCUGCCUUCUUGACCGGAGUCACUGAGCAGAAACAAGUGCUGGAGGUGGAGCUCUUCUCUGACUACACAGACGACCCCUACGCCCCCUCAGUCACAGCCGUCAUUGAGAUCCUGUCCACCAGGGUGCAGAUCUACUCAUCUGAGCUCUACGUUCAUGCUCAUUUCACCGGAAUUAGAUACUUGUUGUUCUACUUCCCUGUCAUAUCGGCCCUGGUGGGCGUGUCCAGUAACUUCAUCUUCCUCAGCGUCCUCUUCAUCCUCAGCUACCUGAGCAGCACACAGCAGACACCACUCAGAACAGAUGGACCUGAGUCAGAGAGGGAAAAGAACAUGAACAACAACCAGCAAGAGGAUGAAAAAGAUGUUGCUGCCGGUACGGCAGAGCUGCUGGAACCCCUCCAGGUAACCCCCACAAAUCAGAGCUGGAAGAGGCCCGAUUGCACUGUGGCGACAGCACAGAGCAGCAGAACAUAA